Molecule: messenger RNA, 1130 nt
Organism: Aureobasidium musti
Lineage: Eukaryota; Fungi; Ascomycota; Dothideomycetes; Dothideales; Saccotheciaceae
Source: the annotation of a GenBank genome assembly
GAGCAAAGUUCACUGGACUGGAGAUGAUCACACACAGGAAGACGCGGACGGGCUGCGUGCAGUGCAAGAAACGUCGAAUAAAGAAUCCUCAGCCAGAUACGAGUGCUCGUACUGGAGAAAGUUUCACUCUGAAGGAGAUGGAACUACUGCAUCAUUUCGUCACCCACACAGCAAAGACGCUUUCCGACCAGACAGAGCAUCAAAAUAUCUGGCAGACUGCCGUCGUUCAAGUCGCCUUCAAACACAAGUUUCUAAUGCACGGCAUCCUCGCGGUUGCUGGUCUUCACGUGUCAGUCACGCGUCAAUCUGAAGAGGAUGACCUCUCCAUGAUGGCUGCUAACCACCAAGAUCUGGGCUUGCAAGGCUUCAGAUCCGCUUUGGAGAACUUCAAUUCAGAAAACUGCGAGGCACUUUUCGCUUCAUCGAUUCUGGUCGCGUGCUACAUCAUCGCCUCGUCAGGCACACGCUUCAACCCAAACCUGACCACAGCAAGCAUCUUCAACGAGGUGCUGCUUGGUGCUGUCGUGGACUGGAUUCGGUUGUUCAGAGGUACUGAUCACAUUGCCCGUCGUGGUAAGAUGUGGCUCGAGGAAGGUCCUCUUGCGCCUUUGCUUAUAGAGAGCUCAUUUUGUCAGAUCACUCAGCCUAUGGACGAAAAGGCUGUCAAAGAAGAUGCGUAUCUAGCCAAUCUUCAACAACUGUGGCAUCCUGGUACUCCCUCAACCAUUGAAGGCAUCAGUAGCGAAGAAGCAGCUAUCUAUGAUGAAGCUCUGCACUACUUGCGAGAAGCAUACGGCCGUAUGAGCAGAGCAACAGCCCCGCAAAACACCUGCACAUGGUGUUAUAAGAAGUCUGCAGAGACGGAAAAUGCCCAUCAAUGCAUUUCUCCUAUCGUUGCCGGUCUCUACUGGUUUGUGCAGAUCCCGGCCGAGUUUUUCGAAAUGUUGGAACGACACAAGACUGUUGCUCUUGUCCUACUGGUGCAUCAAGCAGUCUUAAUCAAGCGAAUUGGCAAUAUAUGGUGGAACCGAACGCCAGCAAUCAAAGUCGCAAGUUCGAUAUAUCAGACGGUACCUCCGGAGUACCAUGCCUGGCUUGAGUGGCCGAACCAAGAGAUUGAAUACGCUCCA